Messenger RNA from Micromonas commoda, 1558 nucleotides. RefSeq lists its product with no specific name. NCBI's taxonomy places the organism in Eukaryota, Viridiplantae, Chlorophyta, Mamiellophyceae, Mamiellales, Mamiellaceae. The transcript has a single exon. The coding region runs from base 71 to 1474 and encodes 467 amino acids. The record is from RefSeq and is a predicted model, not a curated record. Gene Ontology annotation, molecular function: ubiquitin protein ligase activity. Gene Ontology annotation, biological process: ubiquitin-dependent protein catabolic process; protein ubiquitination.
AUCUCCAGCGCCGUCGGACCCCACGGUGCUGAGCUUGUGUGACUGCCACUUCGUCCCCUAUGGAGGGGCGAUGAACGAGCCCUCCGAAGCUUUGGCGUGCAAGAAGGACGGGUUCUUCGUCGCCGGCUUCGAGACCCCGGGUCAGUACUCCCAGCUCAAGGGCCAGUACAUCCCGCUCUCGAGGGCCAUCUGCUGUCGACCGUGCCUGCCGCCGGGUGACUCCGCGUUGCCGGGCGUGAAGGGUAACGUGACCGCCGAGGACGUGGUGGCCAUCUCCUCCGACUGCCAGGCCUCAGCCAAACCGUCCCGUGGUUCGUCCGUCGGGGGGCAGACGUGCCCCGCGGACUCGUUUGUGCAGGGAUUUGCCCACGACGUGCGAGCGAACCCGACCAGCGCCCCCGAUGAUCAAUACUACUAUCCCACCGGGAACGCGCAGUGCUGCUCGCCGCGGCUGCUUCUCAGGGACGGAGACGAGCUCCCGGUGGAGCGGUGUUUCUGCACGGAGCAGUCGGCGGCGUACGCUGUGGGGUGCGGCGCCGCGAACACCCCAGACUCGGCGCAAGCGUCGGGUGCUCUCAUUUAUGCGUUCGACAACGAGGUGUCGGCGCUCUCGGCCUUGGGGGAGAAGAUUGAGGUUCCCGUGACCCCAGUGCGAUGCUGCAAGCUGUGCCUUUCGCCAAACGCGAGACCAGCAAUGAAUGAUUGUUCGCCCCUGAAUUACUGCGGAGGGAACGGGGACUGUACAGUCGAUGGGCACUGCCAGUGUAAGACGGGUUGGAUGGGGAGCUCGUGCGAGACCCAGGUUGACGACGAAGGCACCAUGACAGAUUGGGCAACAAACGGGAUGAAAAUUGUCAUUGGAGUGAUCCUCGGCUGCUGCUUCGGGCGCCCCAUCAUGCGGUGCUUGGGCCUGGAGCCGCGGAGGCGCCUGGCCGGUGACCUCGAGGAGGAGCUUUUACCUGCACAGCCGCAGAAUGACUGGGAGUUUGAAGCCAGUGACCUGUCCACGUCGGAUGACGGGGAAGGGGACGAGGACGACGACAAUGCAACCGAGAGCGACGAAGAACACGGGCGCGACGGCACACGCCAGCGCGACGAGGAUUCGGGAGCUGAUGCCGAUGCCGACGUUGAGGCCGCGCCGACGGAGAGCGUGGAGAUUUCCGAGGCUGAUGAGGACACCCCCCGCGACGAGGAAGCCGCGGAGACCUCAAGCGAGGUGACCAAGGAAAGGAAACCCGACCCGUCUCUUGGCGAUGAGGAGCUCAAGGAGGUGACGUCGCCCAGUCACGAUGCGGAGGAAAAAGUCGUUAAGAAUCGGAGCACGGCAGAGUGUACGGUCUGCAUGUCCGCGCGCGUGCAGGUGGUGUUGGUGCCGUGCGGGCACGCUUGCCUCUGCCGCGGGUGCGCAAGGCGGAUGCGCCUCUGCCCAAUUUGCAGGCGCGAGGUGCAGAGACGGCAAAAGUUGUACAUCUAGCUAGCGAAGAGAAGGGAGGAUGGGGCUUUGCCCGACAUUGCCGCUCGUCGUUUGAUGUUGUUUUACCAAAACGAAACUUGUUAC